AUGAGGUUUCUACGAUUCUUACAUUCUACCAGUACAUUUUAUGAAAUCCUCGAGUUACCAAGGUCCUGUACUAUCGAUGAUGUCAAGAAGCAGUUCAAGGUUUUGAGUAAGAAAUAUCAUCCUGAUCUAAAUAAUCAUUUACCUGAAGAUGAGAAACAAGACAAUGCUGAUAAGUUCAUCAGAAUAGUUAAUGCAUAUGAGAUUUUGAAAGAUAAAAAGAAAAGACAAGAGUAUGAUAUGACUUUAAAUCCUGGUCUCGGGUCAUCCCCAUAUUCAAGAGGUCCGGAAACCUUCAAUUACUCGUAUAAUAAUAGUCAAAAGGAAUAUUAUGGAGAAGCAAGGUACCAAAAUUCUUCACGAUUAAAUCGAACUAGACAUAAAGUCAGAAAUUUUAAUGAAUUCGGGGAUAAUGACACAACAUUCUCUGGUAGACAUGUUAAUUAUGGUGAUAGAAAUAAUGUCCCCCAUUUCAAUUAUGAAGAACAUUUAUCUAAACAUUUAAAAUUUGAGCAACGGAUCAUCAACCGUCAAUUUUCGAAAGAAGAAAGAGAAGCAAUUCUUAAACAAUUAACCAAAACUUAUGACAUUUCCGAAUUGAGUGAAGAAUUAGUAACUAAACAUUUGAAACGUCAAAUUAAUAGGAAAAGUAAACCAAUCAUUCAGGAAUCCAUUAGUGUGCAUAAAUCCGAUCCUUUCAUUUAUCGAAGACCUGAAUAUACACAAGAAGAAGAAAUGUCGGGAUUACGAGUUAUCGCUAUAUUGGGAGGUGCCAGUGGAGGUUUAUUUAUGAUGUAUAAGGCAAUUUUCGGAUAA
Yamadazyma jaroonii is the source of this 813-nucleotide messenger RNA. The record is from the annotation of a GenBank genome assembly. Lineage: Eukaryota; Fungi; Ascomycota; Pichiomycetes; Serinales; Debaryomycetaceae.